Messenger RNA from Eubalaena glacialis (North Atlantic right whale), 1248 nucleotides. It is a transcript of the gene SUSD3, whose product is annotated as sushi domain containing 3. The record is from RefSeq and is a predicted model, not a curated record. Gene Ontology annotation, cellular component: plasma membrane. The coding region runs from base 13 to 786 and encodes 257 amino acids. NCBI's taxonomy places the organism in Eukaryota, Metazoa, Chordata, Mammalia, Artiodactyla, Balaenidae. The transcript is spliced from 5 exons.
GAGCGCGCAGGGAUGCGCGAGGAGGCCACGACCCUCAGCCGCAGGGCGAGGCCCGGGGGCCGCAUGGGGGACGCCACGCCCGCCCCGGGGAACUGCACAGGCAUGUGUGUGCAAGUGCAGCCACCCCUGCAGGGCACCUUCCAAGUACUUCGUGGGGACGGCACUUCUGUGGGGACUGUCAUCGUGUUCCACUGCCCCUCGGGCCACCAGAUGGUGGGGUCUGGCCUCCUCACCUGUGUCUGGAAGGGGAACAUUGCUGAGUGGUCUUCAGAGACCCCCAUGUGCAAGACUGUGCCUCCCUAUGAAACCUUUGGCUUCAAGGUGGCCGUGAUCUCCUCCAUCGUCAGCUGUGCCAUCAUCAUGCUCAUGUCCAUGGCCUUCCUCACCUGCUGCCUCAUGAAGUGUGUGAAGAGGAGUGAGCAGCAGCGAUCCAACAGGGCGGCCCAGCUGUGGUUCCAGCUGAGAGGCGAGGACUUAGAGACAGUACAGGCCGCCUGCCUCGGGCUCAAGGGCCUCAACAACAAACGCAGCAUCAGUGGCGAGGCCAGGAUCCAGCCCAUCCAGGCUCACGACAACCACAGCUUCACCACAGACCUUGGCGAGGGGACCAGAGAGCUGGCCAGCAUGGCCCGAGGCAUUGACAAGGACCCCUGGACCCCCAGUGGCCCCACCAGCUCAUCCCGUGCCCAGGUGAUGGUGCAUACAGCGAACCCAGGGCAGAUGCUGCCUGCCUCCAGGCCAACUGUGGGAAUGCUCAGACAGCCUGCAGCCUAUGUCCCGGGGUGACUAAGGCGGAGGCCAGAGCCCACAAUGGAAGGGCCAGGCUGACCCCACCAGCUGGCCACUGCAUCUCAACAUGUGUCCAGCUCAAGAUUGGUCAGUGAAAUCAGCUUCCGGGUUUAGGGAUCCCUCAGGGCACUGAGCUGGGGACCCUAUUUAGGGGGUGUUCUGUCCCAGGGGAGCCCAGUAGUAUAGUGGUUUUUAUAGACAGGCUUCCUUGAAACCACCGCUGAGGUUCACAGAACCAGCUGCAGCCUCCCUCUAGUCAGGCUCCUUUGAAGAGACUGGGGGACAUUUUAAGCACGUCUAGUUUUGCAUAGCAGAAUGGGAAGAUGGCAGCAGGUUUCUCAACAAUUACAGCUGGCUGCCUUGUAUCUAUAAGCAGGGACCCAGCUGGGGUGCUGCAUCUAUUAUCUGUAAAGUUGUGGUAAGGGGUAUGAAAUAAACAAUUCUUUGAAAAACAACAAA